AGGUGUGGAGUGGGGGAAAGCGAUUGUAUCUGGACUGAAGGCACUUGCCCAGCAUCUCAGGCACUUAUAAGACACACGCAGAAGUUGCAAGCUUGAAGAAAGCACCUUUUCUGCUGCCAUGACAACCAUGCAAGGAAUGGAACAGACCACACCAAAGGCUGGCCCUGGUGUGUACCAGCCGGGACAUCAUGCUUCUCUAAAUGCGUAUCUAUGGAAAGGGAUGCCAGAGAAGUUCUUAAAGGGGGAACCAAAAGUCCUCGGGGUUGUGCAGAUCCUGAUUGCCCUGAUGAACUUCAGCUUGGGAAUAAUAAUGAUUACUGCCACGUUGUUAUUUAAUGGAAGUUAUUAUAACUGUCCUUUAUCAGUGUACACCGGGUACACUGUUUGGGGGUCAGUGAUGUUUCUUAUUUCAGGAUCCUUGUCAAUUGCAGCAGGAACCAGAACUACGAGAGGUCUGGUCCAAGGGAGCCUAGGAGUGAACAUCACCAGCUCUGUCUUUGCUGCAGCAGGGAUCAUACUCACUAUGAUCAGCAUGAUUCUUUUUUCAUCCCAUUACUUUUAUUGUAACUAUACUCAGAGUUCGGAGAAUUGUUCCAUGCUCGUAUCUAUGUUAAUGGGUAUGGAUGGUAUUGUGCUCAUCUUAAGUGUGCUAGAGUUCUGCAUUGCAGUGUCCCUCUCUACCUUUGGAUGCAAAGUAACCUGUUGUAAUCCUGGUGGGGUUGUGUUCCUUAUGCCGUCAAAUCCUCACAUGGCAGAAACAGCAUCUCCUGCACCAGUCACAGGAGGUUUGAUGCCACCAGCAUAUCAACAGCAAAAUGUUCCAGGAAACCUAUCUUGACAGUUAUGCAAGAACCCCGCUUGGGAAAGUACCAGAAUCCAACCCUGA
Molecule: messenger RNA, 886 nt
Organism: Ceratotherium simum simum (southern white rhinoceros)
Lineage: Eukaryota; Metazoa; Chordata; Mammalia; Perissodactyla; Rhinocerotidae
Source: RefSeq, a predicted model, not a curated record